ACACAUCAAAUUUGAAUUGAUAUUUGUCGCGUUAUAAUAAUAAUCGAUCAGUCAGCGUAAUCUUUUGCGGUAAUUGCGGUAAUAUCCCGGGUCUCCUGCUCUAACCGGUACUUCAUUAAAUUUAAUAAUUAGACGUGGUUUCUGUGAAGUGUUUAACAAAAAAUUAAGCAAAACUUUGCCGGUAAUCAAUUAAUCAAGUUCUAGAAAACAUCCAUCUAACAUUCUCUGAAGGUCAAAAGAGGUUGUAUUUUAUUGAUGAAAUUAUUUGUAUUUAUAUACUCUUCGUAUGAUUCCAUAUUGAACACUCAACAUAUGUACAAUGGGCGCAGUCAAAAGUACUUGCAGUAUAAGCUGAUAUAAUAGAAGAAGCCGAUUACUCACAUUGAUAAGGCAAUCUUUCACUUUGGAUUGUCACCGAGAAAUCAGUCGGCAUUUGCACCUCGAAGAAACAUGAGAAGAACGGUCACUAAACAGGAAAUUGAACGCUUUCUGUCAACGAAUGAAAUUGGCAGAGGCACCUUUGGAGUAGUCUAUAAAGGUGCUUUAUGUGACGGAGAUGUGGCUAUCAAAGUGCUACACGUAACCGAAGAUACAAAAGAGAAGGCUGAACGAGAAAUUACAACAAUGCGAACGGUUAAACAUGAAAAUAUCGUUGAAUUUAUUGCCGAAUUGUAUGAAAUACCAAAGCUUUAUUUGAUAUUCGAAUUCAUGGAUGGUCCAUCUCUACACCAAAUCAUACAUAACUACAAUGAUCAUAAGUAUACAAACAAGGAUGCCAUUAACUGGCUAAUUCAAGCAGCCGAGGGCCUUAAUCAUCUGCAUAGCUUAGCACCAAAGCUAAUUCAUCGUGAUGUGAAGCCAAAAAACAUACUCCUCAAUGGUGACAAGAGUAUUGUAAAGCUCUGUGAUUUCGGAAAUGUAAGGCAGCUUGGCUCUUGUAUGUCAAACGAGUCUGGCACACACCGGUAUAUGGCACCUGAAGUCUACAUUGAUGGCGUGAAAUAUACCGAAAAAUGUGAUGUUUAUAGCUUCGCAAUCACCGCUUGGGAAGUCUACAGCCGGACGAAUGCUUAUGGACCCGAUAAACAAAACUAUCAGACACUUCUUACUAAGGUGUCCACUGAAGAUUGGCGACCAUUGUUAGAGGGCAUACCAAAGUAUACGCACAAAUUGCUGGAGAGGAGCUGGAGUCCCGAGCCAAAAACCCGACCGACCAUAAAAGAAAUUCUGGAAGACUUAAAGAAAACUGAUUUCUGUGAAAACUCUAUUAGGCAGACACUCAUAACUGGUGUCAGCCCAAGCAAGGGGUCUGAAUAAGAGAACACUAUGUAC
Molecule: messenger RNA, 1332 nt
Organism: Drosophila albomicans
Lineage: Eukaryota; Metazoa; Arthropoda; Insecta; Diptera; Drosophilidae
Product: putative mitogen-activated protein kinase kinase kinase 7-like
Exons: 6
Coding region: 451-1317 (288 amino acids)
Biological process (GO): positive regulation of canonical NF-kappaB signal transduction; protein phosphorylation; JNK cascade
Molecular function (GO): MAP kinase kinase kinase activity; ATP binding; magnesium ion binding
Source: RefSeq, a predicted model, not a curated record